This is a messenger RNA of Coregonus clupeaformis (lake whitefish), 3465 nucleotides long. RefSeq names its product iroquois-class homeodomain protein irx-2-like. Gene Ontology annotation, molecular function: DNA-binding transcription factor activity, RNA polymerase II-specific; RNA polymerase II cis-regulatory region sequence-specific DNA binding. The record is from RefSeq and is a predicted model, not a curated record. Lineage: Eukaryota; Metazoa; Chordata; Actinopteri; Salmoniformes; Salmonidae. Gene Ontology annotation, biological process: cell development; regulation of transcription by RNA polymerase II; neuron differentiation. The transcript is spliced from 3 exons. The coding region runs from base 333 to 1679 and encodes 448 amino acids. Gene Ontology annotation, cellular component: nucleus.
ACCGGGGUGCCAUUUCAGAGCGAGAGGGCGGAGAUGGAAUAUUCAGAUCAGCUGAGUGACAGCUCGUGUUUUCCACGGUUCUCAGAACUCCACUGGCUCCUUCCUCCAACUCCUCACUUCAGAGUUGAGGCUACUAAAAACAUCGGACGCUAGGGGAUAGAGACGUUGCCUGCCUCUAUGUGCAGGGCACUUUACUGAUCUUUUGGGGGUCGCUUUUUAAUUAUUUUUAUUUUAGUUGUCUGAAGAUCCGUUUAGUGAGCUGAUUAUUCUACACAAGUUAAUUUUCCGUGCUUUCCUCUUUGGAAUCAGCAGCAGCAGACCCGCAUUGAGGCAUGUCUUACCCCCAGGGUUACCUCUACCAGCCGCCGGGCUCCCUGGCGCUCUACUCCUGUCCGGCUUACGGGGCUUCAGCCCUGGCCGCCCCGAGGAGCGACGAGCUGGCCAGGUCGUCCAGUGGAUCAGCAUUUAGUCCUUACCCCGGAUCAGCUGCUGCCUUCACGGCUUCAGCCAGCGGCUUCUCCAGCCCAGUGCCAUACUCCACAGACCCUGCCACGGGAUUCCCUUCCUACAUGAGCUCUCCUUACGACACGCAGGGCAUGGCCGGGGCGCUCAGCUACCACCCGUACGGCAGCCCGGGAUACCCCUACCAGCUCAACGACCCGGCCUACCGCAAGAACGCGACCCGAGACGCCACCGCCACCCUGAAGGCCUGGCUACAGGAGCACAGGAAGAACCCCUACCCCACCAAGGGAGAGAAGAUCAUGUUGGCCAUCAUUACUAAGAUGACCCUGACGCAGGUGUCCACCUGGUUCGCCAACGCCAGGAGGAGGCUGAAGAAGGAGAACAAGAUGACGUGGGCUCCCCGGAAUAAGAGUGAGGAUGAGGAUGAUGGAGACGGAGAGAGGAAUGGUGACUGCUUGGAGAAGAACCUUGACAACAGUGAGACGUCAGCGGAGGAUGAAGGUAUCAGUUUGCACGUUGAUACCCUCACAGACCAUUCUUGUUCAGCGGAGUCUGAUGGGGAUAAGGUGAGCUGUAGGAUCGGGGACCUGGUCUGUGAGUCUGGGUCAGACACUAAGGACAAAUGUGAGGAUGAUGAUGAUGAUCUCGAGCUGAAGAAUGAUGAACGACACCGAAGCCUGUCACCUAAAGCCGUGACAUCAUCACCACUAACAGGACUCGAGGCCUCGGUCUUGAACCAUCACCACCGGGAAAACAACAACAAAUCAUGUCUUGACAACCGAAUGUCUUCCGGUCCUCACAAUCAAGCCGUCAAACCCAAACUGUGGUCGUUAGCGGAGAUCGCUACUUCAGAUCAGAAGCAGCAGCAGCAUUACCCGGGGCAGACCUGCCCAUCCCUCGGUCUUCUAACAUCCACCUCCUCCACCCCUUCCCCGGCCGUCCCUGGCACUGUGUACACCGCCUCUUCUAUCCUAGGACGACCCAUCUACUACACGUCUCCGUUUUACAGUAAUUACACAAACUAUGGCAACUUCAGCCCGCUGCAGGGUCAAGGGAUUCUGCAGUAUAACUCUGCUGCUAACGACGGACUCACACAGACUGCUGCUGAGGUCAGCGCCAUGCAUAAACACACCACUGACUCUCUGCUUAAAACGAACUCUAACCACGUUGAACAACAGUUCAGACCCUCACAUUUAUACUCUAAGAAAGGUACGUAACAUGCAACAAAUACAACAAACAUUGUGUUUUUGUGCAAUUAUAGUUUCAAAAUAAUGACUUUUAUUUUAUGCAUUUUAAUUCACUUCAUUGGCCUUCUACUGAAUAUGUGAUGUUUUAAAAGAACAGAGACCUAUUGCUCACUCCCAGAAGGCUUAUGAAGGCCUCAGUGUUAUCCGUGCUAGUGUAGGCCUGAGUUGGUGGUAGCUGUAAUGCCAGCCUGUGUGUCAGAAUGUCUCUCAGGGCAAUAAGCAGAGAUAUGUUGUUGUCAUAACAGAGGUUCUAUUAACAGAACUUAUUGAGACCUGCUCACACAGUAGGAACACAGCGUUACCUAGCAAGGUAAGAAGAUUGGCUAUUAAGGACACCAAAUGAUUGUGUUUUAUAAUUGGUUUUCACAAUAAUUAGAUACCAUCAUGUUUGAUUUUUAACAACAAGUUGUGCAAUUUAUAUUAUAGUAUCAGUGACUGGUGGGCCACUUUUUGUUAUGUGAGACCUUUACCUUUUCAACUUCAGCUCUUACUUAAUACAACCCGGAAGGACUUUAGGGCAAGCUCUGUGGGCUAAAGGUGAGGUUCUAAAGGUCAUGUUAUGGCUCAGAUUCAGGUCUACAGGUAGGCGUCACCCCUGCACCCUGGUCUUAACAUUAACCUAACUAACCUUUCUCUGAAAGUGAAGAGCAGCAUCUUGCUCCUCAGACAAGACGCCUGGCCUGCAGCACUACAGCUGUUCUCCUCAGAGACAGGCCCGAAGGAUUAAUUAAACCUGAUUCAGGGUUGGGGGAUGAAUUAACCCUGACUUAUUCUAUCAUUUCACUUUCGUUUUCAUGAGAUGUGCGUUGACUGGUGCAGUGGAUGUCCCGCUUUAUGUGAUGAUUUUGGAAGACGGUAUUUCUCAGGAUGCAUCUGCUUCAUUGCCACGGUAUAUUAUACUUUAUGUGAAGACAAUAUUAGGUCUAUUAUACUUUAUGUGAAGAUAAUAUUAGGUAUAUUAUACUUUAUGUGAAGACAAUAUUAGGUAUAUUAUACUUUAUGUAAAGACAAUAUUAGGUACAUUAUACAUUAUGUGAAGACAAUAUUAGGUAUAUUAUACUUUAUGUGAAGAUAAUAUUAGGUAUUUUAUACUUUAUGUGAAGAUAAUAUAAGGCCUUCUGUAUUUUAUUUGUAAAGGAUGUAUGAGGUCUGGAGAUGGGAGUGAUGAACUUGAGGAAUCUAAGUGGAAUACAUUUGAUAUUUAUUUUUUUAAUGACGGAAAAUGCUGCCUAUUAUUUAUGCAAGUUGUAUUGCAAAGGACACUGAACAUUGUUUUGUAAAUACAUUAUGCCCGUUUUUAUUUGAAACGCAUUUGAAAGUUACACAAUCUUGUUAACAAGAGUGUUUUUACUAAUUUAUAUCUUAUUGUAAAUAAAACGCGCUAUUGUGUUAUACUGGCGAGGUAGUGCUAUUUAUUAUUCAAAGGAAAACCAAAUUAAAAUGUUUUCCUCUGUAUUUCAAUCUGCUUUCAUUAUUUCAUUCAUCUCCUUCAUAUUGUCGCAUGAAAAUGUAUUUUGUCUUUGGUUAGGCUACUGCUUUUAAAAAUCUCAUUAUUAAUCAAGUAUAAACGAUAAGACUUUUGGGAAUGCCGUAGCCUGUAUUAAUUGAUAUGUUUGUUUGAGACUGCACAGUGGAGAGAAGCUUACCACCUAUCCGUUUCUAAAGGGCCUUUUCACCCCAUUCUUAUGGCCGUUUAGCUCCAUCCGGGGACUACUCGUGACCUUGGUUGGGAUAAAUGAUAUGCUUAUUAUAAAUG